Messenger RNA from Rhipicephalus microplus (southern cattle tick), 3231 nucleotides. RefSeq lists its product as uncharacterized. Lineage: Eukaryota; Metazoa; Arthropoda; Arachnida; Ixodida; Ixodidae. The record is from RefSeq and is a predicted model, not a curated record.
AUGGCUGCCGUGAAAGCAAAUUUUGCCGCGCUCGCUAAGCUUGUCGCAGACGUGCUGGUUUCAGAUGACGAUGACGGCGAAAUGUCGGAGGAAGAACUGGAGGAGACUUCAGAUCUCACCGUUGCUGCCGUGCUUGUCGCACAAAUUAUGAGGGAAGACCGACACCGGGUGCGGCUGUAUGUAGAAAGCGUGGUGGACAGCUACAGUGAUCACGGCCGACUUCGAGUCUUCCUCAUACUAUCCUCGCGGUGGGCGCGGAAGACAGAAAAUAACAGCAUUGAAGACUAUGCUGAUUGCCCUGACGUACCUGGGCACGCAGUGGUCCAUGAAUGCUAUAGGCGACAAGUUGGUGUCAGCGAGUCGACGGUGCACGUUGCGAUACGCCGCGUUUUGGACUUUCUGCUGUCCAUAAGCGAAAGAGAAAUACGCUGGCCUAACGACGAGGAGGCUGCACGAAAUAAGCGUGCGUUUCGCGCGCUUGGUCGUUGUGACGGCGUCGAGGCUGGCCUGCCAGACGUCAUCGGUGCCAUUGAUGGAUGCCAUGUUCGCAUCACAAGACCCACAGUGUGUGAGGAGGACUACUACAACAGGAAGAAGUUCCACUCCAUCAUUCUCCAGGCUGUUUGUGAUGCCGACAUGGUGUUCACUGACGUAUUCGUUGGCUUUCCAGGCAGAGCACACGACGCCAGGGUGUUGGAGGAGAGUUUUCUAUUCGAAGAGGCAGCGUCGAGAUACGACGGUGGAUAUCUUUUGGGGGAUGCUGCGUACCCUCUGCUUCCGUGGCUGCUGCCACCUUACCGCCACGUCACAAGCAGCUGGCAGCCGUGGAUGAGCAAGUUUAACCGUGUGCACUCCAAGCAACGCGUUGUUAUUGAAAUAGCAUUCGGCCUGCUGAAGGGACGUUUUUGGCGAUUGGACAAGAUCGAUGUUAACAGCAUUCCGCAGGCUGUGGAAAUUGUGAUGGCAGCCUGUGUGCUGUACAACCUUGCCCGCAGACAUGCCGAUGUGUUAGAAGAUAGUGACAUUUCAAACAGCAACCUUGGCAUAUUUUCCAGUGAGCCAGUUGAUGUUGGCCACAAACCUACGUUGGCAGCAAAGCUGCGGGACCGUCUGGCCCAGAGUGUGCCAUUGUGAUUGUAUGCUCUGUGUUAAUUUUGCUGCCUUUAGUGAACAUCCUAUUAACUCUUUCUAUGUAAGCCAUUGGAGUAUGUGUCAGCUUAUUAUCAUUACUUUAAUUACUGUGAUUGGUACGCUGUGAAGAGGAUGUGUUUUGCGGGGGGGGGAGCAGUUCUGUCUUCAAAUGUAUUCUACCAGAGCAGAGUUUCUCAGCCAUGAGUAUUUUCAGGACAGAAGAAACGAUUUGCAUUACUUGCAUAUUUUGGGGAUCCCUGUGGACUGCUGGAAGUGAUGAGGCACCCCUCGCCUGAGCAGCUUGUAAAUAAAACUACCCUCAUUCAAGCUUUUUCUAGCUAUGUUUCCUCUUUAAAUGGGAUCGGGCCCGCGUCUAUAUGAUGUAGGAAAAUUCAACAAGUAUUUUACAGCCAUUUUAUAGAAAAAGCGAUACAUUAACGAGCUGCACCGCAAUGCGAAAUUGUAGCCAAAUAUCCAGAAUUUGAAAGGGCUCCAAUUAUGAGACAUAAUAUGACUAAAAAAUUCAACUUUUUUUCUGACAAUGACAUUUGCAGAUUUCUUGAGCUCCAAGGAACUGCAUAUAACGACCACAAUACUAGAACACCGAUUGCUAACACAUGACAUUGCUGCGUAGAAUUUAAUGUCCCGUUCUGUGUAAACUCAUCGUGUCUUCGGCUCACUUUUGAUAGCAGUAUGAUUUGCCUUAGUUAUUGUAAUAAGACUUCUUAGGAGUUUCUGGUCAAUUUUUAACUAUUUUAUAACGACACUCUGAAGCACGUGAUUACGUGACUCUGUUAUGGACGUAGGGUCUAAAAACAUGUGUUUACGUCUUCGAGAAAGUGUAUGUUUAUGGAUGAGAAUGCAUUUUUUAGUAAAUGUUACCUUUCAUGAGUAUGGCUUCCAGCCACAACUUUUGAGUAUGGAGCAUUAUUGUUUACUGCAUAAGUGCACUGACACUGUAGAGUAUAUUGCAUUGUAUGUUUGCUGCAAGUGCCCUGAAGGCUGCCUGCAUGAUUGCUGAACGAACUUUACAGUGCAAUAUUCAGCCUGGCUUACGUUGAUUCAAAUGCGACCUGCAGCAAUGCCAUGGCUAUGUUAAUUCCAAUAAGUUAGGCAGUGUACUACGGACCACUCAUGAUGCUGACUAUUAUUCAGGUUUCAAAAUUUUUUUGUGACAGGUUUGAACUACUUACAGCAGCUUGGUUCAGUAGUGCGAAAUAAGAUGACAUUUUUGUUCAUUUUUUUUCACAUAGUCAUGACAUGUAUUGCUGUAAUAAUCUACGUACAUGCAACAUUGAUUCCAUGUAAGUUGCUCUACUGAGCACUGCAUUUACUUGUUUCUUUAUAUUGUUGUUUAGCAGGAACUCUUUUUUGGACACAUUAUCCUGCCUAAAAGCAGCACGCUUUGAAUGUGCUGGUUGCAUGCUACAGAUGCUAACCACUGUGAAUAUAUGAUGGUUCAACUUGCCCCUUGGAUUGUUUAUGACCCACGUAAGCAAUGCUUCUUACGGAGUGAAAGUUGGUUAUAAAUAAAUGUGAUAUUUUUCCCCACAUCAGCCAAAGGUGGUUGGGUCACCACGUGUGUGUAAAUACGUGCGGUGUUGUUCUAUGCAACUGUCACUCACAGGAAAAAUAAAAUGCAAUGUGUGUAGUUUGGCAUACGAUUAACCACCAAAAUAGCUAGCACUAUGAUGUUAACAUCAUAGCACUAUGAUAGGUUAACAAACUGGAUGUGACAAACUAUUAAAAAAAUGUAAGAGUGCUUUUUAAGCUUAGCAUUCAAAGCAGCACAUUUGUAUGGCAAGCUGAGUACAAUAAUGUUAAAAUAGAAUGGGCACCAUUGUUGGGAAACACAGACCUACUCAGCGUCUGAGUUCGUGCAAAUGCCCUUGCAGUCGUGGGUUUAUCUAUAAUGAUGACACGUUUGUCCUAGUACAUACAAGUAACACGAUUUUUAUGUAAUUUGGGUUUGUAAACAAUAAUGCAAGAGGAAAGUUAAAACACCACUUUUCUCUUGUUUGUACCCCCAGUGUUUUGGGAUGAAUAUGUGGAAACAGUCUCAGCUCAGUCUUAUUGAAAUAAAGAUUACAGUGGUCAUUA